GUUAUUAUGAAAAAAUGAAACAGACCACUUUGAAACUUAAUCGAGUUAUACCAUAUUCAACAACUUCUCAAGAAUAUAAACUAAUUACUGAUAAACUGGUUAAUUGGAUUGCCAUAGAUACCUUACCAUUUACUAUUGUAGAAAGUCCAGCAUUUCAUGAAUUUAUAUCAUCUUUGAAUGAAAAGAACAAUCCUAGUAGUAUUGAAUUAGAAUAUUUGACUGAAAAUGAUUGGAAACAAAUUGAUGACUUGUGUGUUAUUUUAAAACCAUUAUACAUUGCAACCAAAUUUUUAUCAUCAAGUUCACCCACUUUAAGUGAUGUGCGCAUUACUUUUACUGCAUUAAUUAAAGAAUUGAAAAAGGUAAUUGAUGGCAACAAUGAACAUUAUUUAAUUGCAGAUUCAGUUAAUCAUAAAUUAAAAGAAUAUUGGAGUCUCAUGGAAAAUAACACACGAAUCAGUUCUGUAAUUGAUCCAAGAAAUAAAUUAUCUGGUUUUACACUACAAGAAAUUGAAGAAUUAAAAAAUGAAUUUAAAAAUCUUAUAGAUACAUAUGAACCACUGAAUCAACAAUUUAAUCAUCACACACAAUCAUCAACACAAGAUGAACUUGAACAAAUGGAUAAUGAUAAAAUUAUUUUAGAUGUUGUUGAAGAAACAUCUACACCUGAUGAAAAUAUAGAAGGUGAUGAAGAGUUAAAUUGGACUGCAGUCUGGACUGAACCAUUGGUCUUUUACGGACCAUUUUCAAAACUGACAGUUUGGUCUGACUUUAAAUAA
This is a messenger RNA of Entrophospora sp. SA101, 779 nucleotides long. The record is from the annotation of a GenBank genome assembly. NCBI's taxonomy places the organism in Eukaryota, Fungi, Glomeromycota, Glomeromycetes, Entrophosporales, Entrophosporaceae.